This is a messenger RNA of Bufo bufo (common toad), 2293 nucleotides long. It is a transcript of the gene IGFBP5, whose product is annotated as insulin like growth factor binding protein 5. Gene Ontology annotation, molecular function: insulin-like growth factor I binding; fibronectin binding; insulin-like growth factor II binding. Gene Ontology annotation, biological process: regulation of insulin-like growth factor receptor signaling pathway. Gene Ontology annotation, cellular component: extracellular region. The transcript is spliced from 4 exons. The record is from RefSeq and is a predicted model, not a curated record. The coding region runs from base 613 to 1413 and encodes 266 amino acids. Lineage: Eukaryota; Metazoa; Chordata; Amphibia; Anura; Bufonidae.
GUACAACUGUUGGGAGAUUUACAAACUAUUUUUCCUUCUUCUGACUUUUUCGCAUUUUUUUUUUCUCCCCUUUUUGCUCACGUUUUUGGGGAAUCCUCUGCCCAGUAAAGAUUUAUUCAGGCUGCAGGUUUAGCAAAAGAUAAAGGCUUUUCUCUCUUUCUAUCUAUAUUUUAUUUUUAUUGUAUUUUUUUUGCAGGAUUUCAGGAAUUUUUCAGGAUUUGCAGGACACUUUUUUCUGCAGCAAUAUUACUGGAUUACUGUGCAUGAAACACAAGGAGAGAAGCUCACCAUCUAGAACACAUACAUUUGCUUUUUCUAACCGGUUGUACCAUAGAUUUGGCUGCAGCAACAGGUAUUAUCCCAGUGCUUGUUGCUUCGUGUAUGGGGACAGCAGCAGCCACCUGGGUGUGAGCAGUUUGCAUUUUUUUAUUUCUUUUUUGCACACAAUAUUACAGUGCAUCCCUAUGUUGUGCCAGUGAAGGGACUGCAUUGCUGGUGGUUGCCAUUGCUGUUUUGUUUUGUUUUUGGAUUAUUUUGCAGGGACACCCCCCCCCCCCCCCCCCCCCUAUUUUCUGUAUUUUGAGCACUUUGUACCCCCAGAUCUCCUAUACAAUGAUCCUGUCUGCCUGCUUCAUCCUGACCCUGUGCCUUGGGCUUUGCCAGUGUCUGGGCUCUUUUGUGCACUGUGAGCCUUGUGAUGAGAAGGCAAUGUCCAUGUGCCCACCGACCCCUGUGGGCUGCGAGCUGGUGAAGGAGCCAGGCUGUGGCUGCUGCAUGACCUGUGCCCUGGCGGAGGGACAGUCCUGUGGGGUCUACACAGAGCGCUGUGCUGGGGGGCUCCGGUGUCUUCCUAAGCAAGGGGAAGAAAAGCCACUGCAUGCCCUACUCCAUGGUAGGGGGGUCUGCCUCAAUGAGAAGAUCUACAGGGACCAGGUCAAAAUAGAGCGGGAAUCAAGAGAGGAAGGUCCGACUACUUCAGACACCGACGACCAUUACCACCCAAAGCAAAAUCCCCGUAAAGUAGUACCUGCAGUCUCUGAGCAGAAAGUCAGAGCCCUGAACACAUAUCAGUGGAAGAAGCAGUCAGCCGCAAGGAUUGUACCAGUGGAGAACAAGGCCCAGACCAUCUCCUCUCCUGAGUACAACAUAGAGUCUGAACUGGGUCCCUGCCGUAGACAAAUGGAAACUGUCAUGCAAGACAUGAAAGUGUCUCAUCGUGUGUACCCCAGAGCUUUCUAUAUCCCCAACUGUGAUCGGAAAGGAUUCUUCAAGAGAAAACAAUGCAAACCCUCCAGAGGCCGUAAACGUGGAAUCUGCUGGUGUGUAGACAAGUAUGGACUUAAGCUUCCAGGUAGUGACUAUGCCACUGGUGACCUGCAAUGCCACAGCUUCGACAGUAGCAACAUUGAAUGAUUCCCCGGUCGUUGACCUCCUAUGGCUGGAUGGACGUGAUCACUUGUGGUUUUUUUUUGUUACUUUUGUCUUGGGAUGUCCACAAGGAUCUCUCCUUUUUUGAUUUGAUUUUAUUUUCCUCAUCUCAUCGGCGAUAGCAAACAAAUAAAAAAUCUUGAAAGCUUUGGAAGAUAUCUAUAAAAAAAAGACAAUGAUGAAGAAACUGAGGAAAGGAGAAUGUCUAUGUACGAAACACAGUGUAAAGCUUGAGGUAACAGAGAAGCGAAACGUUUUUCUAGAGUAGAGAUAGAUGGUCUGAGCCGGCCCGGCCGUGGAAGAUGCUCUGUUGCUUUUAUUUUUAUUUUUUUGCUUUAUUUUUGACAAUGGGGAAAGGUCCCGUAAGCUCACGCUGGCUUCACGCUGUUGGUUUUGACUAAGUCCAAGCACAUGUAGAUUAUUUUUGAAACCUGUACCUUCACACAAAUAUUUUUUUCAGUAUGGUUCUUGUACUCUAUUGCCUAUAACCCGAUGGGCUUGUACCACCAAAAUGAUUUAUGAGGGAUGACCAAUUAGUCAUUAUCUACAGACAACCAGCAGGUAUCUUGCAUCUCAACCACGUCACUAGUGGCAAAAGAUAAUUGAUGAGGAGGUGAUAUUCUGGCUGGUUUUUCGCGGACUGAAGCUCUAGAAAAUGCUAACCUGUUACUUUCAUUUAUUUUUUAUUUUUUAUUUUUUUGACGGGCACAGGACACUUGUGAAAAUGCACUCCAUAUGUAAAGCAUUGCUAUCUGUUCGUAGUAAGACUCAGUGUCACACCGUGCAUGGAAUAGGUGACUCCUGGUGCCAGUUUACUCUUCACAAAGACCCUCUUUGCAUUUUGUGCCAUUAAAAAACUUAAAAA